AUGUAUUUAAUGAAAUUUUAUAUUCCAAUUCUUAUUAUUUUAAUUGAUCAUGUUCAAACAUUUUAUCUAAAAUGUCCAUUCGAUACAAUUGUUACUUUUGGAGAUUCACAUACUGAUACGGGAAAUGUAUAUAAUUUAACAGAACAUCAUUGGCCUUUAGUUCCACCUUAUUAUCAAGGUCGUUUUACUAAUGGUCCUGUUUGGAUAGAAAAACUCAAUGUUUCGAAUAUUAUUAAUUAUGCUUAUGGUGAUGCAACAAUUGAUAAUGAUAAUUUGGUAGCAGGUUUUACUGGACCAAAUAGAACAAUCGUACCUGGUAUUCGUCAACAGAUUGUUGAUUAUUUAACUGUUACUGAUAUAAGUAAAAUUGAUUUAUCAACUACACUUUAUAUUAUUUGGGCAAGUGGUAAUGAAUAUCUGAUUGAUUCAAGUUUAUCUCCCGAUACAGUGAUUACUUCUCUAAUAGCUGCUGUUUAUGAUUUACUUGUUGUUGGAAUACAACAUCUAAUUCUUAUAAAUGUACCACCAAUUCAAUCAUUUCCUGGUGUUAAUAACGAUUCGAGAUUAAAUACAUUAAUCAAUCAGCAUAAUAAUUAUUUAGUAAUAAAUAUAUCUGACAUUCUAGCCGACUAUACAACAGUAUCUAUAAGAAUAUUUGAUGUAUAUUCAUUAAUAACAGAUAUUCUUUCGAAUAAUUCAAUGUAUAUAUUAAAUAAAACUGAUAAAUGUUGGAAUAUACUUGAUAAUCAUAUUAUUUCACAAUGUAAAAAUCCAGAUGGAUAUGUUUUUAUUGAUGAUUAUCAUUUUACAAGCGUUAUACAUCAAGUUAUUGCUAAUAACAUUAAACAAUUUAUUGUAUCAUCAGCUUUGAAAAAUUUUUCUUCUUCGAAAUUUUAUAUUUUCAUUUGUAUCAUUAUAUUUUUUAAAACAAAACUUCAAAUAUAA
Rotaria sordida is the source of this 945-nucleotide messenger RNA. The record is from the annotation of a GenBank genome assembly. Lineage: Eukaryota; Metazoa; Rotifera; Eurotatoria; Philodinida; Philodinidae.